Leptosia nina is the source of this 405-nucleotide messenger RNA. NCBI's taxonomy places the organism in Eukaryota, Metazoa, Arthropoda, Insecta, Lepidoptera, Pieridae. The record is from the annotation of a GenBank genome assembly.
AUGGACUGGGAUCCAGGAUCAUCGUAUUCCAUUAUAAGUACAACGUUUUGGAGACAAAUUGGUUCACCAUCAUUAUUACCAGCACCAAAAUUAAAAGCAUAUGGUGACAAUAAAUUAAAAACAAAAGGAAUCACAGACGUAGCUGUAGAAGUGGGAGGGAAAAUGAAAAUAGUACCUGUUGUCGUUAUGAGAAAUGCGGAGCCCAUGCUUUUUGGUCUACAGUGGAGUGAGAUUUUUGAAAUGCCUUUUCCUAAAUCAGUUUACUCUAUAAGAAACAUUGAACCCAGUUCUCUUAAAGAAAUCCUCCACAAAUAUCAAGAUCUUUUUGAUGGAAAAUUAGGAAAGAUCAAAGCCUAUGAAGUCAAUAUACAUGUGAGAUCAGCAGGCCGAUUUUGUAACUUUUGA